UUUAUUAGUAAAACCAUUUAUGUGAAUAUGACACAUAAAUAUUCUUAUAAGUUAUUCAUUAAAUAAUUAUUGUUUUUUUAAUGUAUAUAUGCUUUAUACAGUUGAUAGAUUUUAUCAUGGUCUAUUCAUUUUUAAUUAGAACCAUGUAAUCAUUUCAAUAAGUUAUUAUUUUUCACUUUUUUUGUCAUCCUAGGUAAAUUUUGUGUUGUUGAAAAAUUAAUCAAAAAUGAGACCUCAAGCUCCUACUGUGAACGAGAAAAUCUUACUUGAUAAACAAACUUCUAAUCAAUAUAUAAUCUUGACAAAUAGAAAAAUCAAUCAAAGUGAUGUGGAAAAAACUACAAAUAAUUUGAGAUGUACUGAGUAUAAAUCAAUCAAUAAAAAUAAAUUAUUUAUGGAGAAACAGAAAAGUGAAAGAGCUAAAAAAAAUAAAUUACAAUUGUUGCAAAAGAAAAAAGAAUUGGAAGAACGCAAAAGAAGAUUAGACAAUUUAAAGGAUACUACUAAAAAGUUGGCACAGGCUUCUUUGAAGAAAAAGCUUAUAAAUCCAAAGUAUAUAUCAAUACAACCAGAAAAAAAUAUUAAUCAGUCUUUUCCAAUGAAAAAUAUGAAUGAUUAUCUACAGCAUGAAAUUAUAGAACCAGAAAGUCAUUUUUCUAAUAUUGAACACUUCAAAAACUUAGAAGAAUUAUUAAAUGAUAAAUCAUUUACAAUAUCAAAUAAGAAUUUUAGAAAAUGUCACUUGGUCUAUGAAAAACAAAACAGUGAAAGACGUAUUUGUGCUGCUAAAAUUAUUCAACAGUUUUAUCGAAAAUACAAAAUGAAAAAACAUGAAAUAUAUAAAAGAACUGCUUGUAACUACAUUUCCAAUUUUGAUUUGUUGGAUUCAAAUUCUAUGAUUUUAAACUCAAAUGCUUCAUGUUGUUCAAUGAAAGACUUGCAUCAAAACCAGAUAUUUAAUCUUGAUUCUACUUCUAAUAAAGAAGAAAAUGUCUUGAGUGAUAAUAAUAAGUCUGUAUUUAAAUGUUCAGAAAAAGUAUAUAACUUAAACAUUAAAUCAACUGAAACACAUCAAAAUAAGAUUGAUUUUAUACCUGAUCACCAAUCUACAAUAAAAAAACCUACAAUCAUCAAAUCAAAAUUCCAUAGAGAUUUAGAUAAUAUUAACUGCAAAAAUUUUUCAAGAAAAGAAUAUUCAAAUGACUAUCAAAAUGAUCAAAACUUUUUAGUUAAUGAAAUAAACCAUUCUAUGGAAGGUAAUCUACCUUCAGAGCCUCUUAUUAAAUUUCAUAAUGAAUUAAAAGCAGAACUUAAAGUACUUAAUAAUUUAAACAACUAUUUAUACAAUAUUGAACAUUUGGCAGACAACAAUUUAUCUAAAUUAGAGGGAUCGUUAAAGAAGAAUAACAAAAAUGAUUUAUUGAAAAAUUGUGUUUUUGAAAAUGGAAAAAACCAUUCUGAAAAUGCAUAUGUUGGCAAUACUUCAUCAAAUCUUAAUUCCUUGAUGUCAACAUUUUUAUGUGCUAAUAAAGCUUUAAGUGGUUUUUCUAUACAUAUUUUAGAACAAUUAAUUAGAGAUGAUGAACAUAGAGUGAAGCAACUUCAUACAAUUUUACGUUUAAGGGAAAAAUUUUUAUCUGAUCGUUUAAAAUGGGAAGUGACUAUGGCUGAACUACAAAUGAAGUACCAUAAAAAUUGUAGUUAUCAAGAAAAACAAGUACAUCAAUUAAAGCAUGGAAGCCGUAUAAAAAAAAUUGAAAAUGCUUUAUUUCAUAUUCAACAUAUAGGAAAAGUCAUGGAUUACAUGAAUCAGCAACGUAUAUUAUUACUUGAAGAACAAUUACAGUGUUUAAAAAUGCAGAUAAGUUCUAAGAAGUUAUUCCGUAAAAUAAAAAACUUCAGUAAUGAAGAAAUCAUACCACAUAUGUUAAGUUAUGAUUCUACUUAUAAACAUAAUCAUGGUCAAUUCAGUAAAAACUAUGAAUGUGAAAUAAGAAAUAUGUAUUUAAAUAAAAGUAUUGAUGAAAUAGAACUACAAAAAAGUUUACUUUCAUCAACUCUCCACAAAAAACUUUAUCGAGAUCAAUGUUCUUCUCCAAUAAUGAUAAAUAAUGGUUUUAAAAGUACAGAAUCCCAAACAGAUUUUUGUGAGUUUACACAACUUGAUGUCAAUAAUAAAUCUGCGUUCUCACAAAAUUUUUUAUUAAGUAUUGAAAAUGAAAUGAAUGAAUCAUUUAAAAUACCGGCAAAAAUUGAUGUUCGAGAAAAACAAUUUUUCACAAAAGAAAUAAUGAGUCAAACAACUAUGGAAGAGUAUUUUUCAGAUAUUUCAAAUAGUUCAGAUCAAGAUGAAUUAACUGUUCGCAUCAAUUCUUUAGUAAAACAGCUCAAUGAUAAAAUAUCUGAAUCUAAAAUGUUAAAAAAAGAGGGAAAGAAAAUAAAGUUGGAAAAUUUAAAAGCUAAGGAACAAGAACUAUUAAAAUAUAUUGAUUUUUAUGAUAAAAAAAUUGAAAAAAUAAAAGAAAAAUUUGAUGUGGAAGCAGAAAAGAAAAACACUAACAUUACGGUUUAUCCUUCAGACUCUAAUACUUCAAUUAGUUUAACACAGUUAAUAAGUAAUUUUAAUGCUAGCAAUAUAACUAAUAUAAUUGUAGGUAAAGAUAUUGAUCCUACACAAUUAAAAAAUUCUAAUCAUGUGUCAAUGUGUUUAAAUCACAAAGAAUAUAAAUUAUGUACUAGAUUGUCAGGUCAGUCAAAAGAAAAUAGUGAUACUGAUGCUUUAAGUAUAAAAAGUGAUGGUGAAAUUUAUAAAAAUGAUGGAAGUAAUAGUAAAGUUGAAUCUCAAAUUGAUAGUAGUCAUCAAAAAUUAUUUAUAAAAUGUAAAGAUUACAACAAAUCUGAUUGUCAUCAAAUAAUUCAACAGUUCAACAAUACAAUGAAGAACAAUUAUACGUCUAAUACUGAUGAAAACAAAGAUAAACAAGCUUGUCAAAAAAAAAAACAUUUGUGCACUUAUAUUAACACUAAUGAAAGAAACUAUAAAUAUGAAUCUAACCAAGAAAAUAAUAUCUCUGGUACAUGUUUGAACAUAGAUAAAAAUAUUUGUCCAAUAAAAAAAUGUUCUUAUCCAAGGAAGUGUUCUAAAAGUAAGUGCAAAACUAUAGAAUAUGAUAGAAAUGAUGUACAUUUAUUACAUAUCAAUAACGAUUCUAUUGAAAAUAAAACUCUAAACUUAGUUGAAAACCAUAAAUCAAGGUCAAAUGAAAAUAAUAAACUUAAUGAAUCUAUUAAUAUAUUAGAAAAUGAUUCAUGUAAUAAAAAUUUAAGUUCAAGUUAUUCUUUGGAAGAUUCUAAAUUUAUAAUUUCAAAUAAUUUUGAACAUAUAAAUAAUGAAGAAUUUAAUCAAAAUGUUAAUCAAUCAUUAGAUGAAAAGGAUCGUAGUGAAGGUGACAUCAUUUUUGAGGAUAAAACAUUUAUUGAAUUUAACUCUAAUGAAUAUGAGGCUCAUGAUGAUACUAUACAUGGAAAGCUACAAAACGUCAAAAUAUCAAUUAUUGAUAAUAUAACAAAAAAAAUUUUGGAGAAACUUUUACUUGAUAUUAAAGUAGAACUUGAUAAAUAUAAAAAUAAAAAUGUUGGGGAUUUAGAUCAAUUAACUGAUGAAACACCUUUUUUGCUAACAUUAAAACGUGAUAAAGAACAUCAGAGUUUUUUAUCUCUUUCUGAACAAGCUGCAGUUAUUUCAGAACAUCUUUUUGAACAUCAUUUUCAGUAUUUAAUUUCUGAAAUGGUUAAUAGUUAUCUGAUAAACUUAAAUAAUACUCAACUUGAAAGAUUGAUGUUUUAUUUAAAAUGGUCUUCAAAUAUGAGAAAAAGAUUGAUCCCCCCUGAUAAUUUUAUUAUACAAUUUGAAAAUGGUGAUGUUGAUCAUAAUGAAUUAUUCAAAGUUUUCUAUCAGAAUCACUUAGAGCAACAGAAAAAUUUUGAUAAUUAUAUUAAUGCUACACAUUGUAAUGAUACUAAUAUUAUUCUAAAUCAAACACAUCGAGAAGCUGAAAAAUUAAAAUUAGAACAGAUACGAAUUGAAAAAGAAAUUGAAUAUUUAUGUUUGGCUGAAAAAACCCAAUAUUUUAUACGACAAAUACCAAACAAACCCCCUCCUCCAUAUAAAAGUCCAAAUAACAUGAUAUCUACUGUACUUAUUGAUAAACAAUAUUCAACUAAAGAGAUUCAUAAUUUAAUAAAUAUUGUUACAAAUCAAUUAUUCGAAAACAAAGAUUGUUCUAUUCCUGAAAAUUUUAUUGAUAUAAAUGAUUCAAAGUUGCAUGCUGACUAUAAAUUAUUUAUUUUUGAUUAUUGCCAAGAAGUAACACAAAGAAUUUUAAAUUAUAAUUGUAAAAAGCUUCCUGUACGGAUGACAAUUGGAAAACAAAUAAAUUCGUGUAACUCUAUGAUAUGGAAUUCUAAAGAUUUGUGUAAUAUUAUAAUUAAGUUAAUGGGUAAAGUUAUAGACAUAGAUGAUGCUGAAGUCAAAGUUAACAAGUUUGUUGCUGAGCAAAUGUAUGAAGAAAGUAGCAAGUGGACAAAUUUUGAAUCAGAUGAAUUAGAAUUAAAAAAUAUAGUCGUUCAAAAUUUAAUGAAGAAAUUAAUUUAUGAUACUGUAAAAAAUAUGAAGUUUGUUUUUCUUGCUAAGUAUCAUUAAAAAAUUAUUAGAUUACAAAGUAAAAUGAUUUAAUUUUAUAGUUGAAACCUAUUAUAUCAAAUUAUCAUAUUAAACUUAAUUCGUCAAUAAAUACUUUAAAAACAUUAAAAAUGAAUGAUUUUAAUUGUCUGUAUGGAGAACAUGGGAUAACUAACUGUUUAAUUGAUAAAUUAGAAUUUUUAAAAAAGCUGAGAAGGUAUUUUUUUGUGACUAUCAUUUAUUUUCUCUGCUCUAAUUUGACCUACUUUUUUCAACGAUACGUCAAAUGACUACAAUUCGUAUCUAAUUGAAGAUAUUACCCUCAAAAAUUGAAAAAUAAUUCUAAAUUAUCAAUUAAACAGUUAGUUAUUACAUGUUCUCCGUAAAGACAAUUAAAAUCAUUAAUUU
Daktulosphaira vitifoliae (grape phylloxera) is the source of this 5089-nucleotide messenger RNA. RefSeq lists its product as uncharacterized. Lineage: Eukaryota; Metazoa; Arthropoda; Insecta; Hemiptera; Phylloxeridae. Bases 227 to 4702 code for a protein of 1491 amino acids. The transcript is spliced from 18 exons. The record is from RefSeq and is a predicted model, not a curated record.